Molecule: messenger RNA, 3240 nt
Organism: Naumovozyma dairenensis CBS 421
Lineage: Eukaryota; Fungi; Ascomycota; Saccharomycetes; Saccharomycetales; Saccharomycetaceae
Gene: PIK1
Product: 1-phosphatidylinositol 4-kinase
Exons: 1
Coding region: 1-3240 (1079 amino acids)
Biological process (GO): phosphatidylinositol phosphate biosynthetic process; phosphatidylinositol-mediated signaling
Cellular component (GO): membrane; cytoplasm
Molecular function (GO): 1-phosphatidylinositol 4-kinase activity
Source: RefSeq, a predicted model, not a curated record
AUGAGUAAAGAGAAUGCUAAGAAGUCCUCUUCAUUAACUCUAUUAGAGAAUGAAAAAUUAUUACAAAGGAUCGAUUCACCGAAUUUCACCCUUUACAAUUGCAUCGAAUUGCUUUGUAGAUGCUCAAAUAACAUUGGGAUUCAUUAUUACUUAUGUCAGAGAUUGUUGACUUUCCCUCACGCUGAAUUACAAUUUUAUAUCCCACAAUUGGUGCAGAUUCUGUUAACUAUAGAAACUGAAUCGAUGGCUUUGGAAGACCUCAUUAUGAAACUGAAAAAUGAAAACCCACAUUUCGCAUUAUUGACAUUCUGGCAAUUACAAGCAUUAUUGACAGAUUUAUCAACAGAUCCGGCAUCAUACGGGUUCCAAGUUGCAAGAAGAGUACUUAAUAACUUACAAGCUUCAUUAUUUAAUACAACUAUAACGGAAGAUGACGUGAAACCAACAAAGAUGCAUGAAAAUAUUGCACCUGCUCUUGUAUCAGUUUCAAUGAUGAUGUCUUCCAUUGCCAUACCACAAUUGAGUGAAAUGACUAAACCACUAGUGGAAUCGCAGGGGAAAAGGCAAAAAUCAUAUGUCUUUAAAGUCGCACGAAACGCCAUUAAAGAUUUUACAAGAAACAUUACAUUAAAGAAUACAGGACGUAACAGGUCAUCAUCAUCUGAACAUUCAACUAGAACUAGAACCAAAAAUAAAACCCAAACAGAAAAUACAUUUAUCAGACCGUCAUCGUCUGUCGAUAUAGUGGAUUCCACAAUGACUAAAGAAGAUAUGGCUUUCAAAAAACAUAAAGAUACAGAAGAACAUUCAUUAGAUUUUGAUAUGAUUGAUGACGUUGGGUCUCAAGUAUUUGAAGACAGAAUAUCUUCCUCAAUUAAAAUGCCCAAAAGGAAAUCUAAAAUGUUGGAUAAUUCCUUCGUUCAUAGAACAUAUGAUGAACGUUCUAUCACAGAUAUUACUAAAAGUGUACAACAUAAUCCGAACUUCGAUGCUCUUACGUCCCAUGAAGAAAUUAAUGAAAGUCCUCUUCAAAAUUACGAUCAAUUUACAAAUUCCAUGCCUGAUUUACAUAGACCCACAAGAACAUCUACAUCCUUUAGUCAAAGACGCCCAAUAACUAGAACCAAUACCCAACCAACUAGACAUAAUGGAUCGAACUCCAUGAGACCGUCAAUCAAUGGUCGUAGUCCAUCAUUACUUGACAUUUCUAAAAUCUCAACAACUAAAAAGAUUAAAUUGUUAAAAUCAAAUUAUUUCCGUUGUGAAACACAAUUUGCCAUCGCAUUAGAAUCUAUUUCUCAACGGCUUGCACAAGUACCAACAGAAGCAAGAUUAAGUUCAUUACGUGCUGAAUUAUCACUAAUGAAUAGAGACCUUCCAGCAGAAGUUGAUAUUCCAACAUUAUUACCUCCAAAUAAAAAGGGGAAAUUACAUAAAUUGGUAGUUAUAACUGCAAAUGAGGCACAAGUAUUAAAUUCAGCUGAAAAGGUUCCAUAUUUAUUAUUCAUCGAAUAUUUAAGAGAUGAAUUUGAUUUCGACCCUACAACAGAUGAAAAUGAAAAUUUCUUAAAACAUGGUGCCAAUAAGGGUAAUUUACUUUUCGAUUUGAAUUAUUUAAGUAAUAAAAAUAGUAGUAAAGAUGAUUUGAUUACUUUGGUUCCAACAUUUAAUGAAAGUAAUGGAAGAACGGGAAGUAAUUUAAGUUAUGUCGUAUCUGAUCUAGACAAUGAUAAUGAUGAUACUAGCAUAUUGAGAACUCCAUCGGAUGUAUCCCUGGCGGAAUCCAUUUCUUCAACAAACAAUAACAAUAAUAACAAUAACACAAAUUAUGACAACAACAACAACAACAACAACAACGGCAACAACACUUUUAGCAUGAAUGCAUCAAAAGAAAUGGAUUUAGGUGACAUGUCCAUGAUUAGAGUGAAAAAUCAAACUGAUGCAGAAGCAUUCAGAACAUCUGUUGUAUUGAAAAGUGCAGCUAAAGUGCCUAUAAUACCAAGAGAUUCACAAGAUAGGAAUCCAGCUUUGAAGUUUUCAAAUAAUUUUGAUGCGUUAAUAACUAAUAAAAGAAGUACUUCAAAGGAAUUCCAUACUCAAACUGAUGAAUUGGCUGAUCAAAUGCGUAUUUCUGCAUUAAUGUUAAAUCAAUUAGAGAAUUCUCCACAAGAAUAUUCUGCUACAACCAAUCAAAUUCGUGAUGAAAUUAUCGCAUCUAUGAAGGAAGUGCAAGAUAAAUUUGGUUAUAACGAUUUAGAAGCUAUACAUGGUGCCGCGGGUGAACGUAAAUUGAAAAAUGAUUUGUUGACAGGUGGUAUUGAUACAUCUUACCUUGGUGAAGAUUGGAAUACCAAAAAGGAACGAAUUCGUAAGACAUCUGAAUAUGGACAUUUGGAAAAUUGGGAUUUAUGUUCUGUUAUUGCCAAGUCAGGUGAUGAUUUAAGGCAAGAAGCGUUUGCAUGUCAAAUGAUUCAAGCUAUGGCACAAAUUUGGGCCAAAGAGAAAGUUAACGUAUGGGUUAAAAAGAUGAAGAUUUUAAUUACAAGCGCAACAACUGGUCUUGUUGAAACUAUUACGAAUGCUGUUUCUGUUCAUAGUAUUAAAAAAUCCUUAACGAAGAAAAUGGUCAGCGAUGGUGAAUUAGAUGAAAAAACUGGUAUUGCUACUCUUAAGGAUCAUUAUGUUCGUGCAUUUGGUGAUCCAAAUGGGUUCAAGUUCAAACGUGCACAAGAUAACUUUGCCUCGUCAUUAGCUGCAUAUUCUGUUAUUUGUUAUCUUUUACAAGUGAAAGAUAGACAUAAUGGUAAUAUUAUGAUUGAUAAUGAAGGUCAUGUUGUACAUAUUGAUUUUGGAUUUAUGUUAUCUAACUCACCUGGUUCCGUUGGAUUUGAAGCAGCACCUUUUAAAUUAACUUAUGAAUAUGUUGAAUUGCUGGGUGGUGUCGAAGGUGCUCCAUACAAGAAAUUUGUCAAUUCAACAAAAGCUGCUUAUAGAGCAUUAAGGAAAUAUUCCGAUCAAAUUGUUUCUAUGUGUGAAAUCAUGCAAAAGGACAACAUGCAGCCAUGUUUCCAAGCAGGUGAACAAACUAGUGUCCAAUUGGAGCAAAGAUUUUAUCUUCAUAUACCAGAUGAAGAGAUUGAUGAUUUUGCCGAGAAUUUCUUAAUUGGAAAAUCAUUAGGUAGUAUAUACACGAGAGGAUACGAUCAAUUCCAAUUAUUAACUCAAGGUAUUUACAGUUGA